Messenger RNA from Xenia sp. Carnegie-2017, 1666 nucleotides. RefSeq names its product peroxisomal membrane protein PMP34-like. The transcript is spliced from 9 exons. The record is from RefSeq and is a predicted model, not a curated record. Gene Ontology annotation, molecular function: FMN transmembrane transporter activity; NAD transmembrane transporter activity; ATP transmembrane transporter activity. Gene Ontology annotation, biological process: transmembrane transport. Bases 320 to 1312 code for a protein of 330 amino acids. NCBI's taxonomy places the organism in Eukaryota, Metazoa, Cnidaria, Anthozoa, Malacalcyonacea, Xeniidae. Gene Ontology annotation, cellular component: peroxisomal membrane.
UUUUCAAACCAUAUUUGGCUACAAACGAGCGCUGGAGCCUAACAACCCUGGUGGUGUUUAAUGUGUUGCUAAAUUCACAGUGGUGAAAGGACACUGUGUACAUUUGGGAAUUUGACCGCUUUUGAUUAUUCCAAACCAAUAGUAUGAGAAGAAAUUCAAGAAGGAAUUUUCUUUACAAUUGACAUUUUGUUGGUAUAAUUGAAACUUUCAAUCGGCGACCCAUAUUUGACCCAUAUCCCAUGACAUUGUGGCCUUUGGAAAGUCUUGCGUUUUCUUCCUCACGGGACCGGUUUUUGGUCCGAUUUUUAUUACCAUAGUCAUGACGGUCGUCUCGAAACCUGUGAGUGUUGGAAAACUUCGUGCCUUUCUUCUGUUUGGCGAAGUUCCACUGUUUCUUCGCCAGCUCUUCUCUCAGAAAAAUCUUGUUCACGCUUUAGCCGGUGCCUUGGGAGGCAUAAGCUCAUUGUCAAUUUUCUUUCCACUUGACACUGCAAAAACCAGAUUACAAAUUGAUGAUGAGCGGAAGGCAAAAACAACAUGGAAAGUUAUCUAUGAAAUUGUUCAUGAGGAGGGCUUAUCUUCAUUGUAUCGUGGCUUAUUGCCAGUUCUCUCCAGUCUUUACUGCUCAAACUUUGUGUAUUUUUAUACAUUCAAUGGACUGAAAGCUGCAUAUGUGACAAAACGUUCCCCUGAGACAGUUGUUGUUGACUUAUUAUGUGGAUUUCUAGCAGGUGUAAUAAACGUGUUAAUCACUACUCCAUUAUGGGUGGCAAAUACGCGAAUGAAACUUCAAGGUGUAAACUUGAAAUCGGAAGAAUUGAGUCGAAAAGUGCAAUACAAAUAUACUGGAUUAAUAGAUGCUGUUCACCAAAUAUACCGCACGGAAGGGUUGCGCGGUCUAUGGAGUGGUACGAGGGCGUCGCUGGUGCUCACGUCUAAUCCAGCAAUUCAAUUCACUGUUUAUGAAACAAUCAAGAGAUAUGUUCGAGGAGCUGGCAAAGAUUUGCCGUCUUGGAAAUAUUUCAUGAUUGGUGCGAUUGCUAAGACCAUGGCAACUAUUCUUACAUACCCAUGUCAAGUUGCACAGUGCAAGCAAAGGACAGGCUAUUGGAAAGACGAAUCAAAAAAACCAAAUUUUGUAGUUAUUAUGGCACAGAUAUUAAGACAAGGUGGUGUAAAGGGUCUUUACAAAGGUCUCGAAGCUAAAUUGUUACAAACUGUUCUCACAGCGGCCUUUAUGUUUCUUGCCUACGAAAACAUAUUGACAUUUGCCUUUUCACUGCUUGGCGUCCAGAAGCAAAGAAAAACCUAAUUUUUAUCGUUUUAUGUCAUGCAAGAAAGUACACGCCCGUAUCGAAAUGGAAUAAAUACUCGGGAAAAUGAUUAGUAAUAUUAAUAUUUAAAUGUCUUAUUAUGUUGAUGUUUCAUGUUCAUUCAAAAUCUCUUGGAAUGGCCGAUCUGAACUUCAUUUUUAAAACGAAACAAUCAUAUAUAUAAUUUUUGUACAUCUAUUUUAAUAAUCAAUAGAAAUACUUGUGAUAAUACUAAGCUUUUUACUCCGUAUGUAAAAAGAUAGUUUAAAAAUUAAUUUUGACUAACGAACAUUAAUGUAAUUAUAUAUGGUGAGACGUUGCUAUAAAAUAUUAAACUGGAGUACCUUGCUAAA